Molecule: messenger RNA, 951 nt
Organism: Dovyalis caffra
Lineage: Eukaryota; Viridiplantae; Streptophyta; Magnoliopsida; Malpighiales; Salicaceae
Source: the annotation of a GenBank genome assembly
AUGGUGAACCUUGUGGCAGCGCAGAAGCCAUUGCUGUACGGUCUAAUGAAAAUGGCAGGAGUGCAACCCCACUUAGUAGAGAUUGAGCCAGGCACAGUCAUGAACUUUUGGGUUCCAAAUGAGACCAUCAAGAAACCUAAAAAAGGUGAGAAGAACGAGACCCCAACCUUAACCAAACCAAACAAACUAGUAGUGGUUCUAGUCCAUGGCUUUGCUGGUGAAGGUAUUGUCACUUGGCAGUUCCAAGUUGGUGCCUUGACCAAAAAGUAUUCAGUUUAUAUCCCUGACCUUCUCUUCUUCGGUGGCUCAAUCACGGAUAAAACUGAGCGGUCGCCGACGUUUCAAGCAGAAACAUUGGCGAAGGGUCUGAAGAAGUUAGGAGUAGAGAAGUGUAUAUUGGUGGGGUUUAGCUAUGGUGGUAUGGUGUCGUUUAAGAUGGCUGAGUUGUAUCCUGACCUGGUUGAGGCCAUGGUCAUAUCUGGUUCAAUCCUGGCAAUGACUGAUUCGAUCAGUGAAACAACAAUAAGUGAGCUUGGGUUCAAGUCUUCCUCGGACCUUUUGCUGCCUAACUCUGUUGAUGGUCUUAAAGCGCUACUUUCUGUUGCUACUUACAAGAAGCUUUGGUUCCCAAAUCGGCUUCACAAAGACUACCUAGAGGUGAUGUUCACGAAUAGAAAAGAGAGAGCGGAACUUCUAGAGGGAUUAGUCAUCAACAACAAAGACACCACCAUCCCUACAUUCGUACAGAAGGUACAUCUCUUGUGGGGGGAGAAUGAUCAAAUCUUCAAGCUUGAGCUUGCACAGAACAUGAAAGAGCAACUAGGCGAGAAGGCGACAUUUCAGGGCAUACAGAAGGCAGGUCACUUGGUUCACCUGGAACGACCGUGUGUCUAUAAUAGGUGUCUCAAGCAAUUUCUUACUUCACUGCUGGAAAAUGGUGUGAAGAAUUGA